UGGUUGGACUUAGUUAGGGACACUAGCUUUGAUUAACGUUUAUUUGCCGUAAUAAUUGAAAUUAACAAUAAUACAUAAUCCGUACAGAAGUAUAUUUUAUUUUAUUCAUAAUGGAUGAUGAUGCGGAAACCUACAAAUUAUGGCGUAUAAGAAAAACUGUAAUGCAAUUGUGCCACGACCGUGGAUACUUGGUUACACAAGAUGAAUUGGAUCAAACUCUCGAUCAGUUUAAAGAGCAGUUUGGUGAUAAACCCAGUGAAAAGCGGCCAGCUAGGAGUGAUCUGAUUGUGCUGGUGGCCCAUAAUGAUGACCCCACUGAUCAGAUGUUUGUGUUCUUCCCUGACGAACCCAAGAUUGGCAUCAAGACCAUCAAGACUUAUUGUACUAGGAUGCAGGAAGAGAAUAUUCACAGAGCAAUUGUAGUGGUGCAAGCAGGAAUGACCCCAUCAGCCAAGCAGUCGCUAGUGGACAUGGCUCCCAAGUACAUUCUUGAGCAGUUCCUUGAGUCGGAGCUGCUCAUCAAUAUCACUGAGCACGAGCUGGUCCCGGAGCAUAUUGUGCUCACCCCGGAUGAGAAGCAGGAGUUGCUGGCGAGAUAUAAAUUGAAAGAGAACAUGUUAAUGAGAAUACAGGCUGGCGACCCCGUCGCACGGUACUUCGGGUUGAAGAGAGGACAGGUAGUGAAAAUCAUCCGAUCUUCAGAAACAGCGGGAAGAUACAUUUCCUAUAGAUUAGUUUGUUAGAUAUAAAAAAGUAAUUAAAUAAUUCUAUAAAAAAA
Messenger RNA from Cydia strobilella, 778 nucleotides. RefSeq names its product DNA-directed RNA polymerases I, II, and III subunit RPABC1 (gene Rpb5). NCBI's taxonomy places the organism in Eukaryota, Metazoa, Arthropoda, Insecta, Lepidoptera, Tortricidae. Gene Ontology annotation, molecular function: DNA binding. Gene Ontology annotation, cellular component: RNA polymerase II, core complex; RNA polymerase I complex; RNA polymerase III complex. Gene Ontology annotation, biological process: DNA-templated transcription. The record is from RefSeq and is a predicted model, not a curated record. The transcript has 7 exons. Bases 111 to 743 code for a protein of 210 amino acids.